AUCUCCAGUCCAUAGCUAUAGCUACAAUGGAUCAUGGGUCAUUGUUCUUCAUACUCUUAGUGUUACUGUCAAUUACUAGAACUGAAGGAUCUUAUUGUAUGGCUAGUGAUUGCAAUAAUACCAGAUCAUAUCAACGUGGUGGGGGACUAGCACUGUAUCUAAGAGUAUGCUGUAACAGCAGUAACUUAGGACAGUCUGUUACUAUCAGUGAACCUGGUAUUAAUAGAUACAUUCUCUGUCCUAAAGUAUUACCAAAGUCCUGUCCUAAGGAACCACAAAAGCCUUGUCCUAGUGUAGUAACAUCAAACUCUACUCAAGCACUUCCAGACUGUAAGGAUUGGUACAGUAAUGGUAGUAUUACUAGUGGUGUUUAUACUAUUAAUCCUGAUGGAGGAACUCCAUUUAAAGUAUACUGUGAUAUGGAGACUGAUGGAUUCUCUGGUACUGCUGGGGAUGGUUUGUGGUGGCAUAAUGGAAGGAGAUUCACUACAAGAGAUAAUGAUAAUGAUCAAUAUGGAGAUAACUGUGCUCAAUUUGCCACUGGUGCCUGGUGGUAUAAUAACUGCUAUGAUUCAAAUCUUAAUGGUCGCUAUUUUAAUGCUUCAACUAAUACUAUAUAUGGUCAAGGAAUUGCUUGGGAAAAUUGGAAAGGACACAUUACUCUCAAGUUCUCAGAGAUGAAAACUCAUCGUAACAAUUAA
Molecule: messenger RNA, 701 nt
Organism: Amphimedon queenslandica
Lineage: Eukaryota; Metazoa; Porifera; Demospongiae; Haplosclerida; Niphatidae
Product: angiopoietin-related protein 7-like
Exons: 4
Coding region: 27-701 (224 amino acids)
Source: RefSeq, a predicted model, not a curated record